Molecule: messenger RNA, 1008 nt
Organism: Talaromyces amestolkiae
Lineage: Eukaryota; Fungi; Ascomycota; Eurotiomycetes; Eurotiales; Trichocomaceae
Exons: 1
Coding region: 1-1008 (335 amino acids)
Molecular function (GO): dioxygenase activity
Source: RefSeq, a predicted model, not a curated record
AUGUCACACCAAAAUAGUCCAGUGCUCAUUCCCACCGUUGAUAUAUCCAGUUUUCUUACCAAUCCUUUGUCCAAAGAGGCAGAAUUAGUAGUCUCGGAGAUUAAGGAUGCUUGUAUGGCAGUAGGAUUUUUCCAAAUCAUCGGUCAUGGGAUUUCGCCUGAUCUCCAGGAAGUUGUAUUUGAAGGAGCAAAGAGCUUCUUCUCCCUUCCUCAGGAAAUCAAGGAACACUAUGUUGGUUCACCGGGAAGAGGCUACGAAUUAAUUGGAACUCAGGCUUUGGAUCCAAGCACCAAACCAGAUCUCAAAGAGGUAAAUAUUAUUCUCCCGCUUCAACAAUUUGUCAUCUCAUGCUCACGGAGUCCUUUCUGCAAGGGAUACUUCGUUGGCCGUGACGUUCCAAAUCGCCAACCACCGUAUCGAAAUUUUGAAUAUCCUAAUGUCUGGCCUACUCAAAUCAUCCCGGAUGCACAAUUCAAAGAUCCCAUAUUAAAAUACCACGAUGCAAUCUGUAAUCUUGCAUACCAGGUCAUGAAAAUCCUUGCACGUGGCCUAGCGAACCUCAACACUCAGAUAUUAGAAGACUUCUGCCACGAGCCUAUCGCCAGCGUCCGGCUGCUACACUAUCCCCCUCAUCCCGCCAGCGACGACCCAAGACUAGUAGGUGCCGGAGCACACACCGAUUUUGGAGCAAUCACUUUGCUUUUGCAGGAAGAUGGCUCAGGUUUACAAGUAAAGGCUCCGGAAAAUGAUGCGUGGAUAGACAUACCACCUCAGAAGGGGGCCUACGUCGUCAAUGUUGGCGACAUGCUGGAACGAUGGACCAGUGGGAGAUAUAAAAGCACCAUCCAUCGAGUGAUAAAUACCAGCGGGAAGGAUCGGUAUUCUGUUCCGUUUUUCUUUGAUGGCAAUCUUGACUUUCUCUUAAAGCCGCUGGAUAGCCCUUCCGAAAAAGGUAUCACAGUAGAGCAACAUAUGAGAUCCAGGUAUAUGGAGACUUCUACUUCUUGA